UUUAAAAACUUCUAAUCGACAACAUUGAUCAUUUACAUGUUGUAAAUCAAUAUAUAAAAAAAUACAAUAUUAGACGAAAUUCAAAAUGGCGAAAGUAAGACGAGGUCGUUUUACUCUUUCAACCAAUAUUAUUAUGACAGCAUCAUUAAUCACUAGGACUCUGGCUUUCGGAUAUAUCAUGAUGUCAAUCUACAUCAAAGUUGGCGAUGAUAUUCUGGAUGAAGACGUCAUUAAAGUCGUGGAUAUGGAAGAUGUAGCCGGCAUGCCUCUUGGAACAACAAUAAAAUCCAUUGUGUGGUCUUUGAUUGGGGUUUUUGUUCUCGAACUUAUUACUGGAAUAUUUGGUAUUUGGGGAGCUAUUGGACGAAGACAGCGGAUGUUAGCGAUAACCGUUUUGAUGAGUUCAUUGAUGAUAAUAAUCUACGGUAUAUACUUAGUGAUUCUUUCUAUAUUAUACCAUCAGAAGUCAAGCCUACGUGAUACAUUGUACACUUAUACGCAAGCUUAUCGCCAAGGUCCGUCUUAUAUGUCAAGCACAUACUAUUAUGAUACUUUUCCAAGCUUUUUAUCUAAGUUGGGAUGUGAACAAAUAUACACGUCUGGUGUUUAUUACUGCUAUGAAAACUAUAAUGAACAACUAAGUAGUUACCUGAAGACCUAUUUUGGUUUGAUUGUAACAUCUAUCGUGUGUCAGAUAGUAACUAUAGUUGCAGUAGAAUAUACAUACAGGAAGUUUGAGUUUAAGGAAAAGAAACCGAGAAUUUCAGAUAACAAAUACUAUUUACUGUUGACGUUACAGCAUGGAAUAUUUCGAAGAUUUGCCAUAUUUGUAAGAGAUAAUUGGAAAAGGUCAAAAUUGAUGUUUAUAUCAGUAACCUUCAAGAUUUGUUCACUAGUAAUUGGAACCGGAUUACUAGGGCUUGGACUAACUCUGAUUGGAGAUAUAUUCAUAAAUAAUUCAGCAUUACGAUAUAUAUUUAGACAAAUACAAUUCCACAAUUAUUAUUUCUAUGACAUUCUUGUGGGUGUAGCCGCUUCUGCUGUAGUGAUUGGCGUUUUAACGAUGGUUACAUCUAUAACUGGUUUAAUUGGUUCAUGGAGAAAGUCAUCCAAAUUAUUGAUCACGGUAUGUAAAAGGCAAAUUUAUACAUGUUAUAUGUCAACGCACACAGGUGAUUGUGGACGGCGCUAA
This is a messenger RNA of Mytilus trossulus (common blue mussel), 1192 nucleotides long. RefSeq lists its product as uncharacterized. Bases 86 to 1192 code for a protein of 368 amino acids. The transcript has 8 exons. The record is from RefSeq and is a predicted model, not a curated record. NCBI's taxonomy places the organism in Eukaryota, Metazoa, Mollusca, Bivalvia, Mytilida, Mytilidae.